Molecule: messenger RNA, 828 nt
Organism: Kazachstania africana CBS 2517
Lineage: Eukaryota; Fungi; Ascomycota; Saccharomycetes; Saccharomycetales; Saccharomycetaceae
Gene: CMG1
Product: Cmg1p
Exons: 1
Coding region: 1-828 (275 amino acids)
Cellular component (GO): kinetochore
Source: RefSeq, a predicted model, not a curated record
AUGAAAGUAAAGAGACGUUCUGCCAUAAAUUUUGAUGAUGACAGUCCAGGUCCAACGUUUGAUCUAAAUGGCGAACAGCGGAAGAGGUUCAAAGCCAUUCAAACGUUGGGGUCUUCAUACGAUGAUCCAGAAAAGCAUAAUGGAGAGAAAUAUAAACAAGAGGAAGAGCCCCCAAUGGAAGAUGAAGAGUUACAGCGUCUGAUACCCAGAGGGUAUAGCCUACUACGUAAGAUGGGCUAUACUCCAGAGAAGGAGCACACAUCGCAAUUCGAUAUAAAGCAGGUACCAAACGACUUCAAGGAAAUAGACAAGAAGUUAAAGCAAGAAGAGUAUAGGAGGUGGAUAAAUAAAACACACAGUCAAAAGGUAUUAGUUGAUAGGUGGCAUAAACUGCAGAAAAUUGCAUUCGAAAUGACUGGCGAUGUCGAGAUUUACAAGCCAGAUGCAGAUCCCAGAGAUUUUAAUGUCCUUUGGAGAGGAUACAUAAAAGUGUUAAAUGAGGCAUGCAGACAAUCUAAUAGGCGUAAAAGUGUUACUGCAAAUGGCAGCGACCGUGAUAAGCAGAGUAACGCGGCUGAUAAUACGACAAAAGGCCCCGAAGUGGCUGAGCACCAACAAAAGCCUUCUGCUUUGGAAAACAGAGCAACAUAUAAGGAAGAUCCUGAACUAGACAUUCUUGAUGAAAUGAGUACUGAACAAAAGAUAAUGAAACUGAACAUAUUUUUAAGGACAGAGCUAUACUACUGUUUCUAUUGCGGCGUCAAAUAUAAGGACGAAGCAGAUCUAUAUAAGCAUUGCCCAGGGUUGGGACCAGAAGAUCACGAAUGA